CUUGACAACAUUGGAGCAAGUGUGUGUGUGUUUGGAGCAGGGCUGUGUGGUUUUUUGUUUGUUUGUUUUUUCUUUAACUUUGUUUCAUCGUGUUUACAUGUACACACGACUACAUGGCUGACUAACAAUGAGGUCACAAAAAACUUUUACUUUCAUUCACCGAUUCAACUUUAAGAAAAAAAGCUAAUAAUUACGGAGUUUUGGGACGGAAUUCGUCAGCGUGUGUGACUGGGAAUGAUGGAAAAAAAGUUCGUGUUCUAAGCUGUGGGAGGGAAAGUCGCACGUGAAGUGUUCGUUUGUGAUAUACUAAUGGCCUCGGCACGGGUAGCCAAACUAAAACGGUUUAGUUUGACCAAGAAGGAGGCGAAGACGCAGGUUACCUCCGUCGACGGAGAACAAAACAACUACACGCUGAGUGAUUUGGAAAUACUCAAAACAAUAGGUACUGGGACAUUUGGACGUGUGGUGUUGGUCCGGCACAAAGAUUCGAAGGAUUACUAUGCAUUAAAGGCACUGUCCAUGGCAGACAUUAUGCGAUUGAAACAAGAUGAACACAUCAAAAAUGAAAAAGACAUUCUCUCACAAUGCAAUCAUCCAUUCAUUGUCAAUUUGUUGUGGACCCACCAUGAUGACAAGUUUCUGUACAUGUUAAUGGAGUACGUGCCUGGUGGGGAACUAUUUUCUUAUUUGCGCAACUUCGGACGCUUCAGCAAUUCUGAUGCAAAUUUCUACGCAUGUGAAAUUAUUUCAGCAUUAGAAUACCUCCAUUCAAAAUCCAUUGUAUAUAGAGACUUGAAGCCGGAGAACUUAUUACUGGAUGUCGACGGACAUUUAAAAAUCACAGAUUUUGGUUUUGCCAAAUUUGUUCAAGACAGAACAUGGACAUUAUGUGGCACACCAGAAUAUUUAGCUCCUGAAAUUAUACAGAGUAAGGGCCACAACAAGGCUGUAGAUUGGUGGUCUUUAGGAGUUUUAGUUUAUGAAAUGCUAGUUGGGUUUCCACCAUUUUAUGAUGAAAAUCCAUUUGGAAUCUAUCAGAAAAUCCUUGCAGGGAAAAUUGAGUGGUCCCGACAUCUCGACCCUGUAGCUAAAGAUUUGAUUAAGAAGCUAUUAGUUCAAGAUAGGACUCGGAGACUGGGUAACAUGAAGUUUGGAGUGGAGGAUAUAAAGCGACACAGGUGGUUUAAGGGCAUCUCCUGGGAAGAUGUACUGGCCAGAAAAUUAAAGCCACCAGUUGUUCCGAAACUGGCACAUUCUGGUGACACGACAAAUUACGAUGACUACUCAGAAGACAACUGGCAGGACAAGGAAAAUGUCGAAGACAAAAUCCUGGAACUCUUCAAAGACUUUUAGCAUGAACACUGCUUGAAGGUCCUCAGCAUCCAGUGAUGUAGCUAUGCUUACAUUGGUUUGUGAUAAAGUCCUAGAAUUUUUCAACGACUUUUAGCAUGAACGCUGUAUAAAGGUCCUCAUCAUCCACUGAUGUUGCUACACUUACAUUUGUUUGUGAUAAAAUCCUGGAAAUCUUCAAAGACAUUUAGUAUGAAUGCUGCUUGAAGGUCCUCAUCAUCCACUGAUGUUGCUACACUUACAUUUGUUUGUGAUAAAAUCCUGGAAAUCUUCAAAGACUUUUAGUAUGAAUGCUGCUUGAAGGUCCUCAUCAUCCACUGAUGUUGCUACACUUACAUUUGUUUGUGAUAAAAUCCUGGAAAUCUUCAAAGACUUUUAGUAUGAAUGCUGCUUGAAGGUCCUCAUCAUCCACUGAUGUUGCUACACUUACAUUUGUUUGUGAUAAAGUCCUCAAAAUUUUCAAAGAUGUUUGGCAUGAAGAUCAUCAACAUCCAUUGAAUAGCUGCAUUUACAUUUGUUUGUGAUAAAAGCCUCGAAUUCUUUAAAGACUUUACAGAUGUUUGUGAUAAAAUCUCCAAACUCUUUAAAAGACUACAUUUGUUGAUGAGAAAUUUCCUCAAACGCUUUAAAGACUUUUAGAAUGAAUGGCACAUGAAAAUCAACAUCCACUGAUAGCUACAGUUAUAUUUGUUUGUGAGAAAAUCCUGUUCAAAGACUUUACAUUUGUGAUGAGACAAUCUUAAAAAUCUUCAAAGAUGUAUCUACAUUUACAUUUGUUUGUGAGAAAAUCCUGUUUAAACACUUUACAUUUGUGAUGAUACAAUCCUCAAAAUCUUCAAAGAUGUUUGGCAUGAAGAUCAGAAUCAUCCAUUUAAUGUACAAAUGUAUCUAUGUUUACAUUUGUUUGUGAGAAAACUCUUCACAGACUUUUAGCAUGAAUGGCGCAUGAAGAUCAUCAACAUCCAUUGAUGUAGCUACAUCUACAUUUACAUUUGUUCGCGAGAAAAUCCUCACUCUUUAAGUACUUUUUAGCAUGAACGGCGCAUGAAGACCAUCAACACCCAUUGUUGAUGCAUUGCAGAUCCAGAGAGGGGUCACAUGGGUCCCCUGAUACCCCCACCCCUACCCACCCUCGCUUGUUUGAGGUUCUCUUUUUAAUGACUUUAAAAAAAAAAAAAAUCAUCGUCCAUAAAAAAUUAACUCUAAAUUGCCCAGAAAACACAUCUCAGGAAUCUUUAUUUCAAACUUGUAGGGUGGAACACAGCCCAGUGGUACAGCGCUUACUCGAUGCACGGUCGGUGUGAGAUCGAUCCCUGCUGAUGGGCCCAAUGGGCUAUUUCUUGUUCCAGCCAAUGCACCACGACUGGUAUAUCAAAGGCCGUG
Molecule: messenger RNA, 2733 nt
Organism: Gigantopelta aegis
Lineage: Eukaryota; Metazoa; Mollusca; Gastropoda; Neomphalida; Peltospiridae
Product: cAMP-dependent protein kinase catalytic subunit PRKX-like
Exons: 8
Coding region: 310-1353 (347 amino acids)
Biological process (GO): protein phosphorylation
Molecular function (GO): protein serine/threonine kinase activity; ATP binding
Source: RefSeq, a predicted model, not a curated record